Staurois parvus is the source of this 727-nucleotide messenger RNA. The record is from the annotation of a GenBank genome assembly. NCBI's taxonomy places the organism in Eukaryota, Metazoa, Chordata, Amphibia, Anura, Ranidae.
GUCAUACCUCCGUACUCCUCUCCUGUACAUACCCAUCACUGUCAUGCCUCCGUACUCCUCUCCUGUACAUACCCAUCACUGUCAUACCUCCGUACUCCUCUCCUGUACACACCCAUCACUGUCAUACCCCCGUACUCCUCUCCUGUACACACCCAUCACUGUCAUACCUCCGUACUCCUCUCCUGUACAUACCCAUCACUGUCAUACCUCCGUACUCCUCUCCUGUACAUACCCAUCACUGUCAUACCUCCGUACUCCUCUCCUGUACAUACCGAUCACUCAUACCUCCGUACUCCUCUCCUGUACAUACCCAUCACUGUCAUACCUCCGUACUCCUCUCCUGUACAUACAGUCCUCUCCUGUACAUACCGAUCACUGUCAUACCUCCACACUCCUCUCCUGUACAUACCGAUCACUGUCAUACCUCCGUACUCCUCUCCUGUACAUACCCAUCACUGUCAUACCUCUGUACUCCUCUCCUGUACAUACCCAUCACUGUCAUACCUCUGUACUCCUCUCCUGUACAUAUCCAUCACUGUCAUAUCUCCGUACUCCUCUCCUGUACAUACCGAUCACUGUCAUACCUCCACACUCCUCUCCUGUACAUACCGAUCACUGUCAUACCUCCGUACUCCUCUCCUGUACAUACCGAUCAUUGUCAUACCUCCACACUCCUCUCCUGUACAUACUACCCACCAUCGUAUCAUCUGCAACUCCUCUCUUACAU